CGUGACUAAACCUGAAAAAUGAAAGUAGUUGAUGGUGCACCGCUAGUUGAGUCCGUAUAAAAAAAUAAUUAGGAUCGGCCCCUCAAAUAGGUAUAAAUAACAAUUGAGAUUUGCAGAAAGGGGAAAAGAGGGAGCUCAAUUUGCAGCAGCCAGCAGUCGUUUGUGUUUGUGUGUGUGCGCGCAUGUGUGUUAUGUGUAUGUGUUGGAAUCUUGACCAGUGGCCCCUUUGUUUUCCUCCAUUCUUUUUCCGCCAUUAAAACAAUUUGACAUCUUAACAUCCUUUUUAGCCUUUUCUAGGGUUCCUUCACUUUUCCUCAUUCCCCUAUUUUCUCUCCUUUUUCACGCCUCAAGACUCUGCUUCACUAUUCUGACAUAUUGGUUACUUUUGAGGUUUCUAUUAUGGCUGACGGGGAGCUGGACAUUUCUAACCAAGAAAUGUUGUCAAGUUCGAAUUUUGGUGAAUUUAGUAGUUCAAUGGACAGUUUUUUCAAUGAGAUUCUCAAGGAUGCGCAUGCCUGUACUCAUGCCCACACUUGUAACCCGCCUGGUCCUGAUAACUCUCAUACUCACACUUGUUACCAUGUUCACACCAAAAUUGUGCCUACCACAGAUGACGAUAAGAACCCCAGUGAUGAUACUGCAGAGUCUGCAGAUAAUAAAGGGAAGAAACGCCCUGUGGGUAAUAAGGAAGCUGUUCGCAAGUAUCGUGAGAAAAAGAAGGCUCGGGCUGCUUCAUUAGAGGAUGAAGUUAUCAGAUUGAGGGCUAUAAAUCAGCAACUCUUGAAGAGGCUGCAGGGUCAGGCCGUAUUGGAAGCGGAGGUUGCUAGGCUCAAGUGUUUGCUUGUGGAUAUACGAGGAAGGAUUGAAGGGGAAAUUGGAUCAUUUCCAUAUCAGAAGCCCAUGAAGAGUGGCAAUACAUAUCAGCACAUAGUUAAUCCUAACUUUCCUGGAGCAUAUGUGGUGAACUCUUGCAAUCUACAAUGUGAUGAUCAGGUUUAUUGCCUCCACCCAGGUGCAGAAGGUAAAAGCUCAGAUGGCACUGUAUUAAAUGGACAAGGCUUCAACAACUGUGAAUUUGAGACUCUCCAAUGCUUGGGUAAUCAAACCACUGGGCUGGAGGAGGUUCCUGGGUGUGUUGUGGGUAAUAGCACACCUACUGACAACACUUCUGGUCAAAGCAAGAGAAAAGGAGGCACGCGUACAACAACAACAAGUUGAUGAACUUCUUAGGAGAGCAUCAUUGUUCUUGAGAAUAAGUAUGUUUUGUCAUGUGCUCUCUACUGGGAGAAAUUAUGUGCCCUCUCUGGGGAUUUCUCCCAGUUUCUCUACCUUGCUGAGUUCAAAUUGAGAAUCUUCUUCUGGCUGUUGAGUUGGUGGUCUAGUAGGUAUCUGAGUGUCCGUUGUUUAUCAACAGUCAUGUAAAGCAGAAACAACCAAACGAAUAUAGCUAGCAGAACUCAUGAAGAGGAUACCAAGGGUUGUGGUUUUCUGUGAAGAUCUGGAAGCUUUAUUCCUCACUGUUGUAUUUAUUCAUUCUUUGAUCUUUGAUGAAUGUCGCCUCUUGCCUAUGGAUGUCUAAAUUGAUAGUUCUCUUUCUUAGAUUAUGUGAAUUUGAAACCGCUAAAUUUGAAAUAGAUGGUGGCUUUUUAUUUA
This is a messenger RNA of Solanum tuberosum (potato), 1653 nucleotides long. RefSeq lists its product as uncharacterized. Bases 400 to 1218 code for a protein of 272 amino acids. Gene Ontology annotation, molecular function: RNA polymerase II cis-regulatory region sequence-specific DNA binding; DNA-binding transcription factor activity, RNA polymerase II-specific. The transcript has 3 exons. Gene Ontology annotation, biological process: regulation of transcription by RNA polymerase II; DNA-templated transcription. The record is from RefSeq and is a predicted model, not a curated record. NCBI's taxonomy places the organism in Eukaryota, Viridiplantae, Streptophyta, Magnoliopsida, Solanales, Solanaceae.